AAUCUCAAUUACGCUCGUUAUGGCGGUAUUAUCCACUGGCCUACUUACUAUUUACUGCGUUCUCAAGGCUAACGAACCGUUCAAGUUCAGCCAGAUGAUCAAGUUAUAUCACGGUUAAAGAUGAUCCGCGAUGGAUGUGUUUCGUUGUUUCUUGUCCUCAUCGCUGUUGCCCGAGUAGCGGGAAGAAAUGUUACCUGUUGGGAACUGCCAUGCCGGCAAAACCGCUACCACUUCGAUUGCUGCAUCCGCCAGCUGGAGAUCGACGAUCGAACCACGAUUGAGUAUGCGAACUUUGCCAAACAACAGUACAUCCUGUUGGAAGAUAGCAACAUCUUCACUGCCUCGCCACAGCUUUUCGAGCUAAUGACCGACGCCAAAAUGUUAGAGAUAUCAGGAGGAUUUGUACCGUGGGUGCAUUUGCAACCGUCCGUAACAGUGCUGAUAAUUUACGACAGCCAGACAAAAAAGAUAUUUGUGGAUCCGGAAGAGAAGAAGUAUCGAUUGAUUUGGUUGGAAGUUCGAAACGUUACAAUGAAAGAAAUGCCGGCCAAUCUGAACCAGCUGAGAAAUUUGGAACACAUUGGGCUGGUUUCGGCCGGACUUGAGUUUUUGGUGAUGGAUCAGUUUGACGGGCUGAACAAAUUGGAAGAGCUUGAUCUAUCAGGGAACAAUAUAUUCGAAAUUUACAUCAACUUUCCUAUGAGACUGCCUUCGCUGCGAACAUUGCAUCUGAACGAAAACCAUUUAACGGCGAUUGAUGUAGGCUAUUGGCACAUGCCGGAGCUGACCACCUUCGAUUUGUCCUCCAACAAGCUGAAGUAUAUUGCCAACUACAACAGCAACCAGAUGGAGAAACUGUGUGCCAUCAAAGCCGAACGGAACCUAUGGAACUGCAAGUGGCUGGCUGAGUUUCUGCGAGCCUGUUUUCACUUCCGUGGUUACGGGUUUAGCGACCAGCAGGUUGAGUGCGACGAAGAUGAAGAGUGGCGUGAAAAUUGCUGCUACGGCAAUGAAACCGCCACUAGCUAUCAGGAAUAUCUGAAAGAAAUGCAGCUAAUCUGAGCUGAUCGGGCUAUAACAGAAGACUAGUCCGUGUGUAGAGUGUACGUUUCGGUUCUUAAAACAAUAUCUUACGUGUUCAUUUUGGUUCUAAAGUUUUUUGAAGCAGGAAUAAAUAAUUUUACGUGUAAAAA
This is a messenger RNA of Wyeomyia smithii (pitcher-plant mosquito), 1193 nucleotides long. Its product is annotated as platelet glycoprotein V-like. Gene Ontology annotation, molecular function: protein binding. The transcript has 2 exons. Bases 121 to 1062 code for a protein of 313 amino acids. Lineage: Eukaryota; Metazoa; Arthropoda; Insecta; Diptera; Culicidae. The record is from RefSeq and is a predicted model, not a curated record.